AUGGCUCAGCCCCCUCCCCUCCCUCCCCGAAAGCCCUCGCAGGCACCUCUCGAAUCGUCCUCGUCAAUAUCCCUGGCAGCGCCAGCUAUGCCAAGAACACCCCCACCCUUGCCACCCAGGACGCCCAAGUCGAAAGUGGUCCCAGAGCCUAUCGUGGUCCCUCCACGAGAGGUGGUUCCUUCAUUGCAAACGCCUCCAAGCCAGUCGGGGGAUACAGGAGUUACUGUCGCUGUCACUCCUGCUACUCCCAAGGAAGAGAGGGGUGAGCCUGUUUGGGCCUCCCCAGCCUCAACAGGAGCUACGAGUGCCUCCUCGCAGGAACCUCACAGGGUCUUAGGUCCAGGACCAUCGUCUUCUGGCUCUUAUCCAGCUGCGCAGACCGCCGAGCAUCUGCAGUCGGCUGCCGCAUCUUCAUACGAAAAGGCAUACUCUUCGGUACCCAAGCCGGCUCUUCAUACUGUCACCCCCAACAUACCUCCAUUAUCAACUCAGCAAUGGGUCACAUUCACAUCCAUCUUGGUAACUCUAGCAUACUCUCGCCUUUCUCUCUUAUAUCUGCUGGUCUUGGCUGCUGGUGGAUACUAUGGGCUUGCCACGGUCCACGCUCAGACACGAACAAAUGCUCCGACUUCCGAGAACAUUGUAACGCAAAAGGAAAAGACAAUGGGGAGUGGAGAUGGAGCAGAAGCUGUGGGAUGGGUCAAUCAUGCGCUCUAUGCGCUAUUCCCAUUGAUAUCCACGGACGUCUUGACGCCUUUUGUGGACCUAAUGGAAGAUGCGCUAUCGGAAGAAGUUCCCGCUAUCAUUACUAGUGUUCGUCUGGACUCUCCCGCUCUCGGCUCGCAACCCCUCGUUUUGACUUCCAUGCGACCCCUGUCAGACCAAGAAUGGUUCGCAUCUCUAUCCCAAGAAGAUAAUCCUUCCCAGGAUCAUGGGUCACCUCGUGUCGGAAAGGGACGCCGUCGAGCUCAAUCAUCCACCAGCAAAACGCCUCUGACCCCUGGGUCGAGGCCGGGCAUGUUCCGCAGCAGGUCCCCUUCAAACGCUUCCUCGCCCGCCGAAAGUCUCUCAAAGACAUGGUCUUCAUCAGAUGUAAAGAUCAAUGACGAUCUGCUAGGCAACGUCCGUUCUCGACGUUUGCGCGACCGUCUCUUGCACAAGAUCACCCACCGGGUCCCCAAUCAAUAUUCUCCCAGCGACGGAGGUAGUCUCAGCUCGCCCACCUCUCGGGGAGACGAUCCGGACGUAGAAAAGGACAAGGAAGAUGGGACGCGCAAGAGGGGUGGAUGGAGGGACGAAGUCGAAGAGGAUGACCCGGAUGCGGGACAGUAUGUCAACUACCAGAUUGGUUUUGAAUACAAGAGAAGUGAGGAGGCAAUGCAGAAGGGCAAGGGGCUGCACUGCCUGGCUUUCAUGGGUAUAGGGCUGAAAGGCGUUGCCAGCGCUGAAGUCCCAGUAUACAUUGACGUCCUGUAUGUCAAAGGUACAAUCAAUGUUCGACUUUUGCUCUCACCCACUCCUCCAUUCGUCAAGCUCGGCACUUUCUCCCUGCCGACCUUGCCCGAAUUCGACAUUGCUGCUAAUCCCCUCAAAAAAGGAAGCUUCAAUGCCAUGGAUCUCCCUCUGAUGAAGACAUAUGUCAAAACAUCAUUCGCCUCUGUCCUCUCCUCCUUCCUUGGCCCAUCCACCUACACCCUCGACCUCGAUCGCCUUCUCCUUGCUUCCGCCCCCUCAUCUCUUCGACUCGAAUCUGUUGGAUGUCUCCACAUCAUACUCCACAGUGCCACCGACCUGCCCAAAGCUGAUACAAUGGGAAGUUGUGACCCCUAUCUAGAAGUGGGCUUUGAAAAGUCGAGGAAGCCAGUAUUCAGCACGAGGACCAUUGGUAAUACGAUGGAUCCUGUCUGGGAAGAAGAAUGUUUCGUCUUGGUAACGACAGACGCGAUUGAAUCGGGCGAGAUUCUUCGUAUCCGCUCAAACGAUGCCGACCGAUUCUCGGCUGACGACACCCUCGGUGCCGUUCUCAUCGACCUUGCCUCCCUCAUUGCAUGCAGUUCCAGCAACGGCGGCGGCUUGCAAAAAAGGUCUGACCCCUUCAUAGCCGACCGCCCGGGUAUGCGCGCGUCGGGGACUUUAAAUUGGUCGGUAGAGUUUUGUCCUCUGUGGCAAAUGCCUCCAGAAGAGGCAAGUGAAAGGUUGAACGCCUCGGGUCAACCGAUUACGACACCUCAAGGGCCGGAGCCGUCGUGGCUGACCUGGGUCAAGUCGUUGCUUCCUGGGGACGAGACUGACGACGAGUGGUUGAAGAACCGGAAAAGGAGGAGAGAAGACGCAAAGGCGUGGAUUGCGGGCAAGAAGGAACGGGAGGUCUUGGAAGCCGAGGUUGGGGCGAGCGAGACUAGACUGGCCGGGAUCUUGCGGUUCCAUAUCCAUCAGUGCUUGGACCUCGAGAUCGAGCCCACCUCCGGGACAUAUAGUUCCCAACCGCUGUCACCCGGGGGCGGGCCUCCAGCCCUGGCACAUAUAACCGACCGCACCUCUACGGAGAAUGCGGACCCUCCCUCGGCCUAUUGUGAGGUGUAUCUGAACGAUAAAAUGGUAUUCAAGACCCGUACCAAAGGGGUGACACCGAUGCCAUAUUUCAAUGCUGUGAGCGAGAGGUUUGUAAGGGACUGGACCAAGGGCAAGAUUGUUGUCGUUGUCAGAGACGAGAGGGAUAGGGAACACGCAACAGAUCCCAUUCUUGGACUCGUCGAGCUUGAUCUGCAGACUAUCCUCUCCAAGACUUCCAACAUCACCCGAUGGUUUCCUCUCAACGGUGGCCUGGGCUGGGGCCGUAUCCGACUUUCUCUCCUGUGGAAGUCUCUCGACUUGUCACUCCCAAGAGGUAUCUCGGGGUACGAAGUUAGCACUGUCCAGAUCAAGUCCCUUGCCUUCACGCCUGUUGACGGAAGCGACGAGGAAGGAAAAAAGACCAUGCGGGCGGUGGUCAGGACCGAUAGUGAUCAGCGCGUCGUCGACCUGACACCUGGUCCUGCACAUCGUGAUCCAGGUGAGGAACUGCCAACGUCUCCCACCAUAUCUCGAUCGUUCUCUUCCCUUGCCCCUUCCAAUCUCACAUUCACCUUGCCUCCCAAACAUCACCCCACCUUGGCAGUCAUGUACCGCCACUCCUCAUCGAUACAUGUCUCUAUCCUCGCUCCUCGGUCAAAGAGCAGAGUCGGACUUCGGAAGAGACUGGGAGCCGGGGUGAUCAGACUCGGGGGUGUCGUCGAUGGUGAGGGUCGAAGACGAGUGGGCGUGUGGCAAGGGGGAGGCGAUGGCGGCCGAGAAGAAGAGGACGAGUCAGACUACGACUCUGACGCAAGUGGCGACCACUCUCAAGUCACUUCUCCCAACAAAAGCUACGCCUCCAUAUCACUGCACAAGACACAGUCGCUUUCCCGCAUCAAAACGCACAUGCCCAAGCGCUCCUCUAUAUCUUCUAGACGUUCAAGUCGCAAGCUUCUGGGCUAUUUGGAUAUCGAUUGGUUGCUUGUUCCUGGGAUCAGCCGGGCGCACAAGAGAAUUGCCAAGAAAGAUCUGCGCUUUGGUAAAGUUUUCGAGGCAUGGGAAGCAGGAAGAGAUCUGGAGAGGGAUCUUUCGAUAUCGAGUCAUAUAGAGGAAGACGACGAGGAAGACGACUACGAGAGUGAUGAGGAAGAUACCGAGGGAGCGGGCAAUAGCAAAGGAACUGUCAGCUUGGAUAUUUUGGACAACCAAUUGGGGGAGAUGUCUGAUAGGCGAACUCAUUCCCAUGCUCUUCAUAAGCGCCACAAGGGCGUCUUCCAACUCAAGGUAGCCCGCACCGGUCGAUAUGUCAAAGACAAGAUCAGCUCCACAGUCUACAGUGCUACCAACGGGGGUAAUUCGGAUUUGAGGGCAGGGUAUGGGCGGGCGAGAGGCUCGGAUAUAGUCGUAGAGAAAGAGGGGCUGUCGACCCAGACAAUUGCUGGCAUCUUAGGGUGGGUCUCUGGUAACACCUUUGGCGCUGUGACGUUGACUUCUUACAGAGGUUUCUGGUUCUCAUAUGCUUGCUUUUUGAUACCGCAAUUCGAGGUCGAAGCUUCGUACGCUGCCGAUCAUCAAGAGCGCUUGAAUGCCGAUGGUCUAUACAUCUGCUGUUGGGACAUCAUCACUUUCAUAUUUCUCGUCGCCGCCCAUCGCUCCUCUGUGGCCAUGAUCCUCUUGCUCGUCACUCUGGACCUCAACUUUUGGCUUACGUGA
This is a messenger RNA of Cryptococcus wingfieldii CBS 7118, 4266 nucleotides long. RefSeq lists its product as hypothetical. NCBI's taxonomy places the organism in Eukaryota, Fungi, Basidiomycota, Tremellomycetes, Tremellales, Cryptococcaceae. Bases 1 to 4266 code for a protein of 1421 amino acids. Gene Ontology annotation, cellular component: membrane. The record is from RefSeq and is a predicted model, not a curated record. The transcript has 10 exons.